AUGGAGAAAGUUAUUAAUCAAGUAGAUAAGAUUCUUCAUGAUGGAGCACGUAAGAAUAGUAAAGAACUAAACAAUGCACUCAUUAUGCCAUUUUCUGAUGAUUAUCCAUUUUGUACUAAUGGUGUUUAUUUCUACUGCGGUAAGAUGGGUUCAGGUAAGACAUAUGGUGUUAUUCGUCAUAUAAUGAUAACAGACCGCUUCACUAAUACUCCAUAUUAUGACUCAAUAGUUAUCUCAGCAACAUCAGGAACAAUGGAUAAAACAGCGAAGACAUUUAUGAGUCAAGUUAAAGCACCAGUACUGAAAAAGGAUGAUAAAGAACUUAUGCCUUAUUUAAUGAAGAACGUUAAGAUGAAAGCAAAGUAUUACGCUAUUGUUGAGUUCGUUCAAAGUAAGUUCGAAAAAAUUUCAGAGGAGAUGGAACACAUCUUAACAAAGCAUCAACUAAGGAAACCUGAUGGAAAGUUUGAGUAUAAGAAGAUUGCAAUAUAUGUUGUAAAGAAGUUGAACAAAUAU
Molecule: messenger RNA, 516 nt
Organism: Trichomonas vaginalis G3
Lineage: Eukaryota; Parabasalia; Trichomonadida; Trichomonadidae
Exons: 1
Source: RefSeq, a predicted model, not a curated record